UUCUCGAUUCUCUCAAGCGUAAUGGGUGAUUUACAAGCAACAAUUGAAUUUUCUGUGGAAUUAUAUAAAUUCUUCAAUGUGGAUUUAUUUCAAAGGGGUUUGUAUCAGGUACGAUGCUCGCUGCGUGUCUCACCCCGUCUACCGGUCCAAAUCGAAACCACAAUACCAGAGACCACAGCCAAUGGCCAACCAGCCGUACAACCCAUUGCCUUGGCGAAUGGUGCUGGCAAUGGAGAUGCUAAUAAUGCGAACGGUUUGGACAAUAAUCAACAGCAGCACCAACAACAACAGCAACCAUCCGAUAUACCACCACUGCCGAAUAAUGUUCACAAUUUAGCCUCGGCCAGCAUAAUUAAUGGGGCAGGAGCCUCACGUGUUUUCCAAAUACUCUAUCGCAACGAGGAAGUGACACUACGUGACGUGAUCUACUUUCGGACACAUUUAUUGGUUGACAGCCGCCAUUUAAAAGAAUCCAUAGAACGUGCAGAAUUUUCAUUACAAUUGGAAUUGUGGUUUGCCGAACAGAAUGCCACAGCAUCCAAUUUGGCAUUGGCCUCGACCCGUACCCUCCAGCUGAAUUUCCAUCCCGGACGUGGCCUCCACUAUCAUCUGCCGGUGCUGUUUGACUAUUUCCAUUUGGCUGCCGUCAGUGUGGGCAUUCAUGCCAGUUUGGUGGCACUGCAUCAGCCGUACAUCAAGUAA
Molecule: messenger RNA, 702 nt
Organism: Musca vetustissima
Lineage: Eukaryota; Metazoa; Arthropoda; Insecta; Diptera; Muscidae
Product: protein FAM135A-like
Exons: 4
Coding region: 22-702 (226 amino acids)
Source: RefSeq, a predicted model, not a curated record